AUGUUCAAAUCCUACAUAAGCACCAAACCGGAGCUGCGCAGACUUGCCACACUAAGCAGGUAUGACGACGAGGAGCCAGAUUGCCUUGACGUCCUUUUGCACCACCUCGCAAACUCCUCCUCCCGUACUUCACUCAAAGACCUCACUAUUGAGAAGCACAUGAAGAAACCGUCGUCAAUUCUAUUCGCAACGCUGCGCACAGCCGCUCUUUCAACGUUGCUGUCAGCAGUGGAUCACUUCGAGUAUACAGAUGACUUUCACGUUGACACAUCCUUCCUGCCGAGCUUGCAGAACGUGGUAAAACUCGACCUCUGUUUCUUCCGUGGUACAACGGAUACUCUACUCGAGAUCGCGCGCUGCUUGGUGCGAGGAGACAGCCAACACCUCGUUGAUUUCGCACUCUCACUCUCCCUCGCCGCCCUCACCCUCGCAACGGAGCCGGACCUCGUCGAGCUCGCCGAGCUCACCUCCGGCAGGCCCUUCUCCAGCGUGAAAAAUGCGAAAAUUUCCCUGUACGGGGACUAUGAGGAUUUAGCGGCGUCUGGGGCACAAGCACUGGAAGUCCUGGCUCGGGCGUGGCCUCUCAUCAGUCAAGACGCACAUGCAGACUUGACUGUGCACCACGGUUCUUCGGAGAUAUGGGAGUGGAGCCGUAAAGAAAACGGUGCGAAGGCCGGAGAGAACUCGGAUGCUGAUGUCGAGGCAGAAACAUCGUUUUGGCAAGGAGAAGGGAAGUUGUUGGGUUUCAAGGCGGAACUCGAGGAAAAAUGA
Molecule: messenger RNA, 771 nt
Organism: Epithele typhae
Lineage: Eukaryota; Fungi; Basidiomycota; Agaricomycetes; Polyporales; Epitheliaceae
Exons: 3
Coding region: 1-771 (256 amino acids)
Source: RefSeq, a predicted model, not a curated record